Molecule: messenger RNA, 822 nt
Organism: Plasmodium yoelii
Lineage: Eukaryota; Apicomplexa; Aconoidasida; Haemosporida; Plasmodiidae
Product: PIR protein
Exons: 3
Coding region: 1-822 (273 amino acids)
Source: RefSeq, a predicted model, not a curated record
AUGUCUAAGGGAUUGUGUGAUGCAAUUAAUGUGAUCGAUAGAUCUUUUGAUGAUGAUCCGAACAACUCGGGAGAAUUUGUUUAUGGGGAUUUAUUAAAUACGUAUUGCCCUGAUAGUAACUGUAGUAGUGAUGACGAAAAGAUUAUCUCUGGUUUUAUAAUGUUACUAAAUACGCUUGAUGAUGGAACUAUAGAUGGUGAUAAACUUGUUGAAUACGCUAUUUUAUGGUUAAUUUAUAAACUAAAUCAAAAAAAAGGAAACGAACCGAUCAUAUUAGACAAUUUUUAUACUGAUUAUAUAAAAACAAAUAGUUGUUAUAUUAAGCAUAUAUCUAAUAAUAGUGAUAGUAGUAUUAAAAAGGAUGAUAUUAUAUGUAAAAAAAUAAGUAUGAUGAAUAUCGAUAUUAAAGAUAUAUCUAAUUUUUAUGAUGCAUUUAAAUCAUUAUUUAACAUGUAUAGUGAAAUUUAUCCAGAAAAUAAUAUCCAAUGCAAGACAUGUUUAGAAAAUGCUGGAGAAUUGUUUGAAAAAUAUGAAAAACUUAAAAAUGCUUUAGAUAUUAAUAAAGGAAGUUCUUAUUAUCAACUAUUGUCUAGUUUAUCAAAUGAUUAUAAAAUUUUUGAACAUAAUUAUAAUAAUGAAUGUAGGAAUGUCUCAACACUUGUAGCUUGUCCACGAAGUUCAGUAACAAAAAAUAUACUAAUUACAAUUGCAAUUAUAUUUGUUGCAGCAUCAAUUUUAUUGGGAGUUUCUUAUAAGUAUUCGUUAUUUGGAUUUCGGAAACGAUCUCAAAAACAACAUUUAAGAGAAAAGCUAAAAAAAUAA